AAGAAUUCAAUAUUAAAAUACUUAUGAAAAACUUUUGAAUUUAAAAAAGAGAAAAUAAUAAAUAUACAACGAAAGUAAGAAAAGCUUGUAUAAUAGAAACUUUUAGUUUUCCAAUAAAAAGCAAUAGCAGCCAAGUGAAACAGCAACAACAAAAGCAAAGAGUGCUGAAAAAAAUACAACAUGGGAAAAAAGAGCUCCAAGUUGAAACAGGAUACCAUCGAUCGCUUAACAACGGACACAUAUUUCACAGAAAAAGAAAUACGUCAAUGGCACAAAGGAUUUCUAAAAGACUGUCCCAAUGGACUUUUAACGGAGCAGGGCUUUAUAAAAAUCUACAAACAGUUUUUCCCACAAGGCGAUCCGAGUAAAUUUGCCUCGCUCGUCUUUCGGGUCUUCGAUGAAAACAAUGAUGGCUCCAUUGAGUUUGAGGAGUUUAUACGCGCCCUUUCCGUCACAUCGAAGGGAAAUCUGGACGAAAAACUGCAGUGGGCCUUCCGUCUUUACGACGUUGACAACGAUGGGUAUAUAACGCGAGAAGAGAUGUACAACAUUGUGGAUGCAAUCUACCAGAUGGUGGGCCAGCAGCCGCAGUCGGAGGAUGAGAACACGCCGCAGAAGCGUGUUGACAAGAUCUUCGAUCAGAUGGAUAAGAAUCAUGAUGGAAAAUUAACAUUAGAAGAAUUUCGUGAGGGUAGUAAAGCUGAUCCACGUAUAGUUCAGGCGUUAAGUUUAGGUGGUGGCUAAGCCAAUAACCGUGACCCACAAAAACAACCGAUUUCAACCAAACAACUAACAAAAAAAGCGCAUUCAACCAACGUUCAGACCAAAACCAGAAAGCUAUAGCCGGAGGAGACUCGACUCUUCCUUUAUCUGAAAUUGCUUCUCCACAAUGUUUUUUCUACGCUUUUCUCGAUUGCCGAUUCACGAUUACCGACUACUGAUUCUUGUUUCCCGAUUCUCGAUACCACGCGUCAAUCGAGACAUUGAAAAUGAUAAUAAUUUUUGUAUAAAUGCAUACCGAAAAGGGGAUGUCUGAAAAACAUAAAAAUCAGAAGCAAGAAGCAAAAAAGUGAAAAAAAAUAAUGAAAUUUCAUUUUUAAAUAUACACCGGAAUACAAAACUAUAGGAAAUCGUGGCGUAGUCCAAGCGCAGUUCAUAGCCUACAGUAAAAAAUAAAAAUAAAAUAUUUUUAACUUUGAAUGCGGAAGAAGCGCAAAUCUUUUUUCGAAGAAUACAUACCAAUUACGAGUAAUUAAACUACGAAUACGAAUAAAUCAGCAUUAAUAUACUAUCUAUAAUUGUAUCCGAGCUACGCCUACGAAUCAAUUGCGAGUAUUUUAGCGAGUGCAGCCUUCGAGAUAAAUACACAAAAGAUACUAUCUUAACUAAAACUAAAUUAACUCAACUAAUGCAGACAGUAAGUGGAACAGCCGUCAAGUAUCUUAAACCUAAGCAGCAGCGACUGUAUACGCUCCAAUAAUACAUAUACGAGUACAUGUAUGAGAGGACAGUUUGAACAGAGACAGAUAGACAGAUGGGGGGAGGAAAAAACAUAAUAGAAUCAAAUCAAAUCGAAUCAUUAAAAGGCGUAUUAAAUAAGGACAUACAGAAAAAAAAUAGAUACAGAAACAGAUAGGUGAACAGUACGACAAGCUGCUACUCUACAACCUCACUCCCUCUUACUCUCAACCUAUCGACUCGUCUCUCUCUUUGACAAAGACUUCCUUCAGAGAGAUGCAAUGCUUUUCAUGCUUAGCGCAAGUAAACUUCGAGCCUGUGUUAGGGGUCCUAGUUACUCCAUGCCCGAUUUUGAGAUUCGGGAAGUGCAAGAAGUGUUGCAUACCCAAAGGCGCAGAAAAAUAAUUGCUUUUAUUUGCUCACUCUCUCUAUUUCUCUAUCUCUCUCUCUCUUCCUCUCUCUCUAUCUGUCACUCUCUAUAUUACCUGCUUUGCCUUGAUUUCCGUGAACAACAAUAACAACCACAGCCACAACAGUUACAAAAAAAAACACAAAACCACAUUGACAAUAGAGCCAUCGGCCGAUGAAAACAUCUGAGAACUGCGGCUAUCAAUAAAUGAUAAUUAAAGCAAACAACGCACAGUCUCAGCUAGCAACAACAAAAGCUUGAUAUAAAAUAUGUAUCCAUCAUAUCUAUAUAUGUAUAUGUAUAUACUCUACACUCUACAAGAACGAGCGGCAGUCAUCAGAAAAAUACCAAAGAACAGAAGAGUGGGGAGCAAAAUAUAGCGAAAGAAAUCGAAAAAAAAAUCCAUCAUACGAUUUAAUUUCUAUUCUAUAUGCGGUUCAGCUUUAUUAUUGCAUUGAUUUUGAUAAACCAGUUAACCCCUUCUAUCUAUUCCGAUAACUAUCUAUACAGACGGGGCCUGCCGAUCACAUCUGCUUACUUACGCACUCGAGUAGGAUAAUCCCACUCUUAAUACUCAUACAUUAGUUCUAGCUACCACACACUUCUCUCUCUACGCAAGACUUUUUCCUUUUUCCUCUUUUCAUUCAGUUCGCUUCGAUUCUUUAAUUCUGUCCGCUUUGCAUUGCUUUUUUGAAUCUAUAAAAUGUUUAACAUUACUUAUUAUAUUUUUUCCCAACAAUUUGCCUAUCUUUCUGCAACUAAUCUUCGAGCUCUACUUAUUCGGAGAUAAAAUGGAAUUCAAUAAAAAAAAUAUAUAAAUUGAACUAACCCAAAAAUCCUCCCCCCCAACCCAACACACACACACAUACAAACACGCACACACACACACCUACCUACCCACGCAUGCACGCACACACAUAUACAGACAUGUAUGUGUAAAUAUUUAUGCCUAAAACUUAAUUAUACUCUAAACAUUAAGCACUUAAAUACCUAUGUAUAACAAAAAACUAAAGAAAAACGCCAAUACAAAACGCUUCUAUAAACCUCACUGAAAUUCUUCGAUAAAAAUACUAAAAAAAUACACUUAUCCAAACACACACUUAAACGAGUAUACCACGAGUAUAUUAAAACACAAUGACAAAAAAAUGGAAAUCCGAAAACUCUAAUCAAUAAUUAAAUAAUUUGAAAGUGAUAUAGCUGACAAAACAAAUAUGUCUGUAGUCUAGUAGUUAAAACCAAAUUGACAAAAAAAAAACACAAAAAAAUAUACAAAAAAUAACGAAUACUAUGAUAUGACAAUGGAAUAUACUAUGAGUAUGACUAGGAAAGGCAGUUUUCACGUUGUAUUUUUUUUUUGUAAGGUAAAGAAACUCGAAAGAAAAUAAAAGCAAAAUACAUCUGUAAAUACCACUGAGUGAAUCACGCGCACCACCAAUAAAACACACACACAGACGCUGACAAAAAAUUAAACAUAUGUACAUCCAUAGAUGCAUAGUCAAACACCAAUACCAGAAGAAUUAUACCGCAUAAGUUUUUGAACACAAAUAUAAGAAACAAAAAGAAAAAGAUAAUUGACAAAAAGUAAACCUGCAAGAGUAAGGUAUUUUUUUGCGAUUGGAACGAAUCAAGUCAAUUGUAAUACCGGCUAUGGGAAUAUUUAUAAUUAUUUACAAAUCGAAAGGCGUGGAAAAGGGAGGUGGAUCCUCAGCAACAGAUCCAGAUCUACAGAUACUCAUCCAGAUGCAGAUGAUAUACUUUCCACCGCCGUUGACAAAAUACAUGAAUGUCAAGUUAAACGUUUCACAAGCAAUAUUUUACAUACUUAUAUACAUGAAUUAUAUAUAUAUAUAUAUAUAUAUAUAUAUAUAUAUAUAUGAGUAAAUAUACGAUAAUAACUAUAUUAUAUACACACUCCGCCAUAACGAGUCAAAAAGCAACUAAAAACUAAUAAUACCCAAAAUACACUAUGCAACAAAAUCGACCUAUUUUUUUAUCUUGAGGUUAAGAAAAAGUAUGACUUACGGAUUUUUUUAUAGAUUGAAAAAUGUUUGAAAAAUUGUAUUUUUUUAAAGGUAAACUUGCUUGUUUCACAUAAUUUGAGUAUGUUAAACAUGGUUUUAUGGAGCUACCGUUCGGCCUUUAAAACUUUGUAUGUUAAGCUUAUCGUCGGGGAAGCUUUCCAAUGCAAAGUCGAAAAAAAAGCAUAAUUCAUUAUAAAUUUUUUCAGCCCCAAGCUUAGUAGAAAAAGUGGGUUUGAUGCCAGAGUUUUAUUGGCUGUUGCAUAGUGUUAUCCACGUGGAUAUGGGAAAUACAUAUGUACGCGGGAAAGAAAACUAAAGGAAAAAAAAUUAAUACAACUUAACUGAAAAGUAGGAAAACGUUUUUAGUGAUAAUUUUUAGCAGAAUUUGAAACUUUUUUGCCUUUCGAAGAACAACAUAAAACGUAAAAAGUCAAGAGAAUAAUUCAGAAAGGAAAUAACUGCAGCAGAAACAAACAAGCUUAGGAAAAAUUCGUAUAUUUAACAAAAAAAUAUAUGAAAUCUAUUAAACAAUUUAAAAACAAUCAAAUUUUGUUGUCCCAUUUUUCUUGAAUCGAUUUCGGUUAGUUUUUUAUCUCUAUAUUUAUCCGUUAUCAAUCAUCAUUGUAUUUGUCACCUCGACUAUUAUUCCGAUUAAUAUUAUGAUUACUGCAACGCCGGUGAUUACUACGCAUGCACACUAGAAAAAAAUAGUAAGAAAGAAAAUUAUAAAACAAGAAAUGAAGUGAAAAUCAAAUUCUUUUACCAAGGAAAACAACUUUUUUUAAAUAAUCGCAGAAGGGGGGAAUGGAAAAUUUAUCUUGUUACUGUCAGAAAAUAUUACUUACGUCAAAUAAAAAUUUUAAAGCGAU
Messenger RNA from Drosophila pseudoobscura, 4757 nucleotides. RefSeq names its product frequenin-1. Gene Ontology annotation, molecular function: calcium ion binding; calcium sensitive guanylate cyclase activator activity. The transcript is spliced from 7 exons. The record is from RefSeq and is a predicted model, not a curated record. Lineage: Eukaryota; Metazoa; Arthropoda; Insecta; Diptera; Drosophilidae. Bases 181 to 744 code for a protein of 187 amino acids.